Closterium sp. NIES-65 is the source of this 993-nucleotide messenger RNA. The record is from the annotation of a GenBank genome assembly. NCBI's taxonomy places the organism in Eukaryota, Viridiplantae, Streptophyta, Zygnematophyceae, Desmidiales, Closteriaceae.
AUGCCGGAGCUUACUUCUUCUUCCGUCUCCCACUCACGUCUCUCCCCGCUGUUGCAUCCCUCUUCCCACUUGCACCGAUCCCUCUCUCCUCACUAUGUUGUGCGCAACCGCAACAGGCGGGGGGCAGCAGCAGCAGGCCUGAGGACCGAGCAAGGUAGGGAAGGAGAGGAGAGUGGCAGUGCUGUGGAUGGUGCUCAUGCGGACGACCAGAGCGCCCUGGCUCAUGCACAUGACUUGCCGCCUAAGGUGCAUCUAUGGCAGCAUCAUGAGUCACUCUCCUCGCGCCAUCUCUCCGACUCCCUCUCCUCAGUGCACCACUACUUUGACUACAGGUGCCCAGGGGGGCAGGAGGGAACUAUCCCUAAGAGCAGUGCGGGCAUGGCAGCGGUGGGCGGGCGGGCAGCGUCGGACUGGUGGGCGGGGCGGUUCCAGGCAGGGCUGCUGGUGGAGGGCGGCAUGCAUGCACGAUACGGCCACGUGCAGCAUGCCAUGGGGGUACGUGUGGGUCUGUGGUGCAUGCAGCAUGCAGCAUUCCAUGCCAUCUGCCACCUCCAAUCACAGACUGCCACGUCAGCUGCGCCCCGCCAGCUGGCAGUACUGGGAGCCCCCAACUCGCUGCAGCAGCCAACACUGCUGGAGGGGGGAGUGUGGCGCGGUGGGGGGAGGAGCGGAGGGAAGAAAGGGGGAGUUGGGGGCGAGGGGAUUGUGGGGGGAGAAAAAGGGGCGCAUGGGGGCGUGGGUGGGGAAGGGGGAGGAGGGGCGGCAGUGGCAGGCGGCGUGCAGCAGCAGGUGUGUGUGCUGCUGCAGCGCUGCCUGGUGCGUGCCGCCCAGCUGAGAUUGCCGCGGCUCGUGUUUGCCAUCCAGCUACUGCUCACUCGCUACACUGUUGAGCACGCAACGGACGGGAGAGCACUCCACACCACCACGUCCCUCUCUCUUCCUCCCUCCGACGUCAACCCGUCCCCUCUCCUUGUCUGCCAACCGUGCUACUGA